Ostrinia nubilalis (European corn borer) is the source of this 3172-nucleotide messenger RNA. RefSeq names its product bifunctional coenzyme A synthase (gene Ppat-Dpck). NCBI's taxonomy places the organism in Eukaryota, Metazoa, Arthropoda, Insecta, Lepidoptera, Crambidae. The transcript is spliced from 10 exons. Bases 192 to 1811 code for a protein of 539 amino acids. The record is from RefSeq and is a predicted model, not a curated record. Gene Ontology annotation, molecular function: ATP binding; dephospho-CoA kinase activity. Gene Ontology annotation, biological process: coenzyme A biosynthetic process.
CUUUCGUAUCCGUUUUAUUGCUGUUUACAAUUUUUAAUAUAUUCAUUAUUCAUAAAAUAUUAAAGACAUUGUGUAUAUACGUGCAUUUAAUAAUGUAAGAGUGUGUUUGUACUUUGUCAUGUCAUUUUAUACUUGGAGUGGGAUUUACAUGGAUGUAGGUAAUAUAGAUAACCUUUGGACUUAGUUUUAUAAUGUGUAAUUGUCGUUCAUACAGUGAAUAUUUCUUAUUCUUGGUACUGUCAUUAACUUCAUACUACAUUUUCAUUAUGAAUACCGCAGGAGAAACGAUGGCAAAAAAUGGGCUAUUAUUUGUGUCUCAUGCUGCGAAAGCGCACAGUGUGUGCCAAAAAGCUUCUAAACAUGUUCAAAAAACAUUGUACAUAAACUUUAUGAAGAACACACAAAACUCAUUGCCAGUAGUCAGUAAAGAAAUAGAGCAACUGUACACCAAGGCUACAUCCGAGUGCAUUAAUUUAGAUGUAAGACUGAUGCUGAAGCCAACUGAAGCUGCGAAAACUAUAAAAACGAGUAAACCAAUAGAUAUUUUGCUGUAUGAUAGUGCCUUAACUAAUGAACUGGAAGAUAUAAAAAAAUCUGUAGCUACAUUAAAUACUGAUUGUAAACUUCAAAGCAUUGAUUUUUCAGAUGUAAGUCUAGGAGAUAUUAACACCAAAGAGCAAGAGGUAAAGACUUACGAAUAUGUAGCCCUUGGUGGAACAUUUGACCGCUUGCACAAUGGCCAUAAAAUCCUUCUAUCGCAAGCUGUUCUGCGCUCCAAGAAACAUGUUACGGUGGGCGUCACUGAUGUUAAUAUGAUUCAGUCUAAAAAACUAUGGGAGCUAAUAGAACCAGUGGAACAUAGAAUAAAGGCUGUAUUAAACUUCCUAACUGACAUCAAUCCAGACUUGGAAUACCAUGUGUUCCCUCUGAAAGACCUGUAUGGACCCACUAAAGAUGAUCCUAAGUUCCAGAUGAUAGUAGUCAGUGAGGAGACAGUCCGUGGGGCUAUGAAGAUCAAUGAGAAAAGGAAAGAAAACGGCCUUCAUCCAAUGGACACGUACGUCAUCAACUUGGCCGAGGACUCUCACCCUCAGAGGUCUCAGGAGGAGGAGCAGAAGGUCAGCUCUAGUAACCAGAGGAUGAGGCUGCUUGGGACUGUUCUGAGGCCUCCAGUACCAAAUCCAAAUAUUCCAGACUGGCCUUACGUAAUAGGACUGGCAGGUGGCAUUGCCAGUGGAAAAAGCAAUAUUGCAGAGAAGUUAAGGAAAAAGGGCGCUGGUCUAGUAAACUGCGACAUAAUCGCGCACGAUUUGUACAAGCCAGGCCUGCCGCUCAACGGCACGUUGGCUGACGCCUUCGGGCAGCACAUCCUCACUGAGACAGGGGAGGUGGACAGGAAAGUGCUGGGGCAAAUCGUGUUCAGUGACAAGGACCAGCUAGAGAAGCUAAACAGUAUAAUGUGGCCGGCAGUCCUCCAAGAGGCCCAGAGACAAAUCAGAGAGCUAGGCCAGCAAGGAUACCGCGUGGUGGUGAUGGAAGCAGCCGUGAUGGUGCGUGCCAAGUGGUACCACUCCUGCCACCAGCUGUGGUCGGUCAUCAUCCCGCCUGAAAAGGCGGUGAAAAGGUUGCAAAAGCGGAACAACUUGACCGAAGAGGAGGCACGGCAAAGAAUUGAGGCCCAACCCUCGAACGCAGAGCAAAUUGCCGCCGCGAAUAUAGUGUUCAGUCCAUAUUGGAGCUACGAAUACACGCAGGCGCAAAUCGACCGCGCCUGGGAUCAUUUACAAGAGCUUCUGAAGGAGAGAAAGUAAUAAAAUAGCAGUAAAAACCCUAGAACGUAAGUGUUAAGGUUUUAAUUACAAUGAGCGCGCUGUCUGUUUUAAAUCACUGGUCAUGACGGGAGUCUAGGAAAUGAAACACUCUUUAUGUAUUGCACAAAGCCGUAGUGUAGAAAAAAAAAAGCUAAAAAAGCGAACUUCUAGCUGAAGUUCAAAUGUUAUACGAUAAGGGCAGGUUUGGGGAGUUGACAGUUGACACCAUAUAUCAAUAAUGCCAACACAACAACGCAACGCAACGUAUUUAUUGGUGCUGUCAACUACCCCAUUAUUUUUGUUACAGUAAUGCCCGUUUUCACCAUCAAUCCCUAAUUUUUAAGUGACCCCUAUGGUAACACAUAACAUGAAUUUUGUUUUCAUAGAGGUCACUUAAAGAUUAGGGAUUCUGUUGUUUUCAAGCCCAUAUAAAAACUACCCGUUCAUGUCCAGUGGUUUUGAACAAGAAUGAAAAGUCAUAGGAUUUGAGCAUUAGCUUACGUAUUGUCGCAAUAUUAACGAAUAAGUUAUGUAAAGUGCCUUUAGCAGAAGAUUCGUUCAUGUUUAUUAGAUGAAAAAGCCAGCCUAUUGAAAUUUUAUUGCAUGAAAAAGAAAGUUCAUAUCCUAAACCCAAUCGCCUCAUGUAGUUAACUUUAAAUUAUAUGUAUCUGUUUUACUAGUAUUAUGUUGGAUGUAUAUACUUUUAUUAACUCAAUAAAGGUGAAAUGUACAAACCAUAUUUUUAUAAAAUCAGCAUGCCAUAAAACUAUUAAAGACGUCAUGGUAAGAAGAGUUAAUACAACUUUGCUAGAACUGAUCAUUCAUUUAUGAUUAUGACGGUCGCUUUCAUUAAUAACAUUUGUGUAUAAUGUCGAUAGCACAUCAGACUAUACAUUUUUGUUGCAUUAUAGCACCUAUUACAAUUGUUUUAGAAGCCAUAGUGUUUAGUUUGAUUUGCAGUCGUCUGUAAGUCCAUCACCGAUUCUUUAAUAUAUCCUCACAACAAUAAUUGUACAUGUGUAUCAAAAUGAAAGUCAGUACAAUGAGGUCUAUUGUUUUUGUGCUCAACAGUUGACACCACUGCCAAGUGACAGGACCUUACUCUAUGUAGCGCAAAUCCUACCGCGUCCGAGUUCACAAGUUUGCCUUUGCGCCACUGUAGUUUGGUUCUCACACUUGCUUGUGAUAAGACAGCGGCGCCAACUGGUGAGUUCUGAAGCGGUUUAAAUAAUAGUCCUCAUCACAUUAUGACGUAACCAGUCACGUGAACAGGUAGCAGUUGUUAUUAAACUUUUCUAAGCUGCUUAGCGCGCGGCAAUUAAAAGAAUAAAUAAUUAAAUUGCCAUCCUUGCCAACAUGAU